Molecule: messenger RNA, 2940 nt
Organism: Aplosporella prunicola CBS 121167
Lineage: Eukaryota; Fungi; Ascomycota; Dothideomycetes; Botryosphaeriales; Aplosporellaceae
Exons: 2
Coding region: 1-2940 (979 amino acids)
Biological process (GO): DNA replication; double-strand break repair via homologous recombination
Cellular component (GO): RecQ family helicase-topoisomerase III complex; chromosome; cytoplasm
Molecular function (GO): four-way junction helicase activity; 3'-5' DNA helicase activity; ATP binding
Source: RefSeq, a predicted model, not a curated record
AUGUACGGCACGAACAUGGGUACACCCCCCAUGCAAGCAGCCGAUGAUGAUGAUUUUGAUGACUCCGAUAUCGACGACGAAGAGAUGUUGGACGUGGCCGAAGACAUUGAAAACUUUGAAAAGACCAACACACUCAACUGGAACCAGGGACCCCGCGACGUUUUCCAAGAAACUACUGGGAACCGGUUAGCGCAACGGCAAAGACCUGUUCCCAAAAAGACAGCAACAUCAAUCGCAUCAGGACUACCAGCUUCAAGUGCUCAUCCUCAGUAUCAAUGGUCCCGAGACGUCAAAGCGGUCCUCAAAGAUAGGUUUCACUUGCGAGGCUUUCGUCCAAACCAGCUCGAAGCCAUCAACGCCACCCUGGCUGGCAAAGAUUGCUUUGUGCUCAUGCCUACGGGAGGUGGGAAAUCUCUAUGUUAUCAACUGCCAUCUGUCAUAUACUCCGGCAAGACUCGGGGCGUGACGGUUGUAAUAUCGCCGCUUUUGAGUUUAAUGACAGACCAGGUCGCACAUAUGAAGAAUCUCAGGAUUCAGGCUAUGUCAUUCAAUGGAGAAACUAGCGCCACUGAGCGUCGUUGCAUCAUGGACGGAUUGCGGGAAUCACACGUCGAGAAGUUCAUCCAGUUGCUUUAUGUGGCCCCAGAAAUGCUCAGCAAAAGCGCAACUAUGGUCAGCGCAUUGCAAGCGCUUCAUCAACGUCAACGCCUCGCCAGGAUCGUGAUCGACGAGGCACACUGUGUUAGUCAAUGGGGUCAUGAUUUCCGACCUGACUACAAGCUCCUGGGAAAUCUCCGAAGGCAGUUUGUCGGUGUUCCUGUCAUGGCAUUGACUGCUACGGCUACUGAGAACGUCAAAGUCGACACCAUUCACAAUCUGGGUAUCAGAGGCUGCGAAGUGUUCGCUCAAAGCUUCAACCGGCCAAAUCUUUAUUACGAAAUUCGACAAAAAAGCAAAGGCACCGACGUCCUUGAGGAUAUCGCCAUGACGAUCAACAGUCAGUAUGCGGGACAGUCAGGCAUCGUGUACUGUCUUUCUCGUAAAAAAUGUGAGCUCAUCGCGAAAAAUCUGAAACAACGAUUCAACGUCAAGGCUCAACAUUACCACGCUGGAAUGAGUCCUUCUGAGCGCUCAGAAACCCAGAGGUCUUGGCAAACAGGUAAAUGCGAUGUCAUCGUUGCUACAAUUGCAUUUGGCAUGGGUAUCGACAAGCCUGAUGUGCGUUUUGUCAUCCACCAUAGCAUUCCGAAGAGCCUGGAAGGCUAUUACCAGGAAACUGGCCGCGCAGGACGCGAUGGAAAACGGUCCGGAUGCUUUCUCUAUUAUGGUUACCAGGACACGAACACACUCAAAUGGAUGAUUGACAAGGGAGAAGGUGAGAAGCUGCAAAAAGAUCGACAAUACGCCAUGCUUCGGAACGUGGUCCAGUACUGCGAAAACAAAAGCGACUGUAGAAGAGCUCAAGUCCUUGCAUACUUCAACGAGCAAUUCAAGCCCGAGGAUUGCAAUAACACUUGCGACAAUUGCAAUUCAAGUAGCACUUUCGAGCCUCGAGAUUUCACGGAGGAUGCCAUUGCAGCCAUCAGCUUAGUGCGAAAAAUCCAUGAGCAACAGGUCACGAUACUGCACUGUGCUGAUGUCUUUCGAGGCGGCAAAUCGAAAAAGAUUACGGACCUCCAUCAUAAUUCGCUAGAUGAGUACAGGGCAGGGUCUCACCUAGAACGCGGCGAGGCCGAACGACUAUUCAACCGCUUGGUGAGCGAGGAUGCUCUCAAAGAAUACAACGUCCUCAACGGAGCCGGAUUUGCAUCUCAAUAUAUUAAACCUGGUAAAUAUGCCGACGAGUUUGGCUCUGGGAGACGGCGACUUAUAAUCCAUGUCCGUGCCUCCCCUAAUAGCAAAAGCACAAAGGGCAAAGCUGCACCGAAAAAGAAAGCUCAAACCGGUGUGGCUGCCGCCUGCGGUGGCCUUCCUCUUUCUACCAACGUCUCCUCGCCGAUACAAGCUGCAGCACGCAGACGCAAGAUUCAAAGCUACAGGCUCGACAAUCAGGAUGCUCUCCACGCCAAUGGCUAUGAGAGCGAUGAGUUUGUGGCCAAUGGCGAGGAAAACUCCGACGACGACUCGGAUGACUUCGAGCCUAUCCGAACGACGUCCAAACGAAAGAGGGCGACGGUCCAAAAGCUCGGCCCUCCAAUCACCAUAGACGAAAAGAUGGACGGUCUUACCGAGUUACACCGGGAAGUCGUCGAGAACUUCGUGCGGGAGGCCAGACGGGAGUGUGAAAAUGUCAUGAUGGCCAAAAACCUUCGUGCUCAUCCAUUCACGGACACAAUGCUGCGAGAGAUGGCGAUCAGUUUCCCCGCGAGCCUUGACGACAUGCUGGCCAUCCCAAACAUCAACGCGGAAAUGGUAAAGCAUUACGGCAAACGUUUCCUAAAGUUGAUUGAGAAAGCCUCGGUCUUUUACGCAAGCAUGAUGGAAGAACAAGACGGUCAAAGGGCACCAAUGGACCCGAAUCGCGAGAUUGUCGAAAUCAGCGAUGAUGACGACGGCAAUGAUGGUGGCGAUGAUUUCGACCUCGAUCUAUCGCCGCAGGAUGUGCGUAGCUCAUACUUCCAACAGGAAGAUGAUCCGGAUGUCACGGCAUUCAACGCGAAGUUUGAGCAAUGGCAAGAUGCCGCACACACAUCCCAAAAAGCUCGCGCAGUAUCUCCGAAGAAUCAACGGGGCAAGUUUGGGAACUCGAGCAAAAACUUCUCUCGCAAACAUUCGCGCAGGUCUUCGGGCGGGUUCAGUAAGGGACGGAGCAAUAGUGGAGUGACGAAGAAGACGACGAGCAAGAAGCGCGAAUCUGGCAACGGAUUCAAGUUCAAGCCCAAGAGGGGUGGUGGCGGCGGUGGUGGUGCAACGGGGGGCAUUGGUAUGAUGCCGAUAUGA